UCUUUGCACCAUUCUUUCCACAGGGAGCUGAUAUUUGAGGAACCAUUUUCUUUAGUUCAAGAAAAAUAUGAUGUAUCUCUCUCAAGCAUCACUCUUGUUCUUAAAUGUAUGUAUUUUCAUUUGUGGAGAAGCUGUACAAGGUAUCUGUGUUCAUCAUUCUACGGACUCUCUCACAGGCAACAAUGUGGAAGACAACGCUAGUCUCAAAGAUGAAAGCCAAACUGUGUACAAGGAAGUCUGCCAGGAGUCGCGCGAUGCUAAGACCAGAGCACCUCGAGAAGAAAAACAUUUUAUGUGCAGAAACCUGCAAAAUUCUAUUGUUUCCUACACAAGAAGUACCAAAAAAUUGCUGAGAGAUAUAAUGGGUGAGCAGCAAGCGUCUCUGGAUUAUUUAUCUAGCCAGGUUAAUGAACUCAUGAAUCGAAUUCUCCUUCUGACUACAGAAGUCUUUAGAAAACAGCUGGCUCCUUUUCCUUCCCGGCCCGUUCAGUCACAUGGUUUGGAUUGCACUGAUAUUAAAGAUUCAAUUGGCUCUGUCACCAAAACCCCUAGUGGUUUAUAUGUAAUCUUUCCAGAAGGAUCUAGCUAUCCAUUUGAGGUAAUAUGUGACAUGGAUUUCAGAGGGGGAGGAUGGACGGUGCUUCAGAAAAGGAUCGGAGGGACAGUUGACUUCCAGAGGCCGUGGUGUGAUUACCUGGAUGGAUUUGGAGAUCUUUUAGGAGAAUUUUGGCUAGGACUGAAAAAGAUUUUUUACAUAGUAAACCAGAAAGAUUCCAGUUUUAUGCUUCACGUGGCCCUGGAGUCUGAAGAUGACACCUUGGCUUAUGCUUCAUAUGAUAAUUUUUGGCUAGAGGAUGAAAUGCGAUUUUUUAAAAUACACUUAGGACGAUAUUCAGGAAAUGCUGGUGAUGCAUUCCGGGGCUUCGGAGAAGACGAUAACCAGGAUGCCAUGCCCUUCAGCACCUCAGAUGUUGUUAACGAUGGGUGCCGCCCUGCUUGCCUACUCAACAGUCAGUCAGUGAAGAGCUGCAGUCACCUCCACAGCAACACUGGCUGGUGGUUCAACCGGUGUGGUCUCGCCAACCUGAAUGGCGUCCAUCACAACCGUGGAAAACUGCAUGCGGCUGGAGUUCAGUGGGGCACAUGGACCAAAAACAACUCAGCUGUCAAGAUCAAAUCUGUUUCAAUGAAGAUUAGAAGAACUUACAACCCAUAUUUUAAGUAAUCAUUUUAAAGUGUAGCACAAUUUCCGUAGUUAUUUUUGAAACCGUGAAAUUUUUUUACGUAGUUUCUUACUUAGGAUUUUGCAUACCAGCUAAAAAUUGAUCAUAGAUGGCAUGUUAGUGUAAACCAGCUUUGUAGCACCUGUGACAGCAAUCAUGGUACAUCAUGAUAUGCUUUCUUUGCUAUGUCCACACUAUGUGAUUGUUUGCAAGACACAUACUGUUUUUAAAAGAAUCUUCAUAGUAAGUUGUUAGGAAAACUGAGGAGAGAAUCUUACGUACUUUUGUACUUGUUUGCUUACUUACAUAAUUUACAGAUAGUUUCUCCUGAAGACAGUUACAAGGAGUAAGAUACGAGGAUUGAUAUGUGAACACCACACGGUCAAUAAUUUUGCCAAGUGAUACCACAGUACUUUUUUUCUUUUUCUGUUUUUUUGUUUAAAUUAGAAACAAGCUUGCUUCACAUGUCAAUCCCAGCUCCCUUUCCAUCCCAUCCUCACCCGCCCCUACCAACCCCCUAGUUCCCCACCCCAACCUUCCACCCCUCCCCAGUGGGGGUGAGGCCCUCCAUUGGGGUUCUCCAAAGUCUGUCAUAUCAUCUAGGGCAGGGCCUAGGCCUUCCCCCAUGUGACCAGGCUGAGAGAGCAUCCCUUGAUGUAGAAUGGGCUCCCAAA
Messenger RNA from Mesocricetus auratus (golden hamster), 1897 nucleotides. RefSeq names its product angiopoietin like 5 (gene Angptl5). The record is from RefSeq and is a predicted model, not a curated record. The transcript has 8 exons. Lineage: Eukaryota; Metazoa; Chordata; Mammalia; Rodentia; Cricetidae. Bases 68 to 1225 code for a protein of 385 amino acids.